AGAAGCCACCUAUAAAAAUUGUGUACGAGAGAAAAAGAUAUCCCAAGGAAAAAGGAUCCACAGAGCAGCAAGCUGCUUCAGAGGAAGCGAAUAAUGGAAUAAACCCAGGGAGCAGCAGUAACACCACAAGGGUUGUAACCUCAACAUGCAAUUUGUUGGAUUCAAAAAGUUCGUUAGAAAAGGAACAUGAAAAAGAAAUGAAAAUGGCAGAAACAGGUCUACUGGGGAAAGGGCUAAAGUCAACUGAAGAAUCCGGAGAUGGAGAGAAAAAACACAGCAAAGUAAGGACCAGUACAACCUACUAUACGAGAAAAAAAACAGCACCAGAGACUCUGAGAGCUGAAGGAGGACAACCUAUCAGCGGAAGUUCAGAGUGCAUGAUUAGAAUAUCAGAGACAGAAGGUGUUGCCGUGCCUGGAACGGCACCAGAAGGAGCCCAGUUUGAUGGAAAACAACAUGUUUCUAUGAUGACCACACGGCCAACUCAAAUUUGUGAGGAAUUCAACACAUACAAUGAGAUCUACGACAGUUUCACUAAAAUGGGCCUUCGAGAAAAUCUGCUGAAGGGAAUAUAUGCAUAUGGUCUGGAGAAGCCUUCUGCCGUGCAUCAACGAGGGAUCGUCCCGUUGUGUAAGGGUCUGGAUGUUAUUCAGCAGUCGCUGUAUGGAACAACUGUGACACUUGCCUGUGGAGUUCUGCAGCGACUCGAUUAUGGAUCUGCGGAAUGCCAAGCGUUGGUCCUUGUACCAACACGUGACUUAGCACAGGAGACUGAGAAAGUUAUUGGAUCACUUGGUCAGUGGCUAGGUGUCAAAGCUCUUGCUUGUUUUGGAGGAACUAGUGUUCGUGGGGACAAGCAAUUUUUGUCAAGCAGCGUUCAAGUCAUCGUCGCUACGCCUGGUCGUGUUCUUGACAUGCUGAGAAGGCGAGCACUCUGUCCAGAUAACAUUAGAAUGUUUGUCUUGGAUGAAGCAGAUGAAAUUCUCACAGGAGGUUUGAAGGACCAGAUCUAUGAUAUUAUCCAGCUUCUCCCAAGCAAAAUCCAGUUUGGAGUAUUCUGUACCACCAUGUCCCAUGAAGCUCUCGAGCUUUGCCAGAAGUGCAUGCAUGAGCCUAUGAAGGUCAUUGUGCCGAAAGAUGAAGAACUUAAGGGUAUUAGCUAUAAGCAGUUCUAUGUUAAAGUUGAGAAGGAAGAAUCGAAGUUUGAUGAAUUGUGUGACCUUUUUCGCACCAUGGCGGUCACACAAUGCAUCAUCUUUGUGAACGCACGUCGGAAGGUCAAGUCACUGGCCGAGAAGAUGAGAGGCAGGGAUUACACUGUGUCAACAAGCCACGGUGGUAUGGACCAGCAGGCAAGAGAAGUUGCCAUCCAGGAUCUUAGUUCUGGAUCCUCUCGUGUCCUCGUUACCACUGACCUUCGUGGCGCUGACGCGUUGGAGGUCCCUGUGGUCAUCAACUAUGAUCUGCCGACACAACCUGUGCAAUACCUUCGUCAUGUGCGACGAAGCGGACAGCCCAGAGGGAAGGGUGUCGCCAUCAGCUUUGUUACUCGCGCUGAUGACCGUGUUCUGUCCGACAUCCAAAGGUUCUGCAACGCUCCGGUAGCGGAGCUACCCUCAAGCACCGCAGACCUCCAGUGAGCAGUACCCUAGUUGGUUAUAGUGUGGAGAUGGGUGCGGCUAGAUUUUUGCUCGCUUUUCCUGAGAGCUGCACAUCAUGUGCAUUUUGUUGAAUCUGGGAUGCUGUUAUGUUGUGCGGAUGGGUAGCUAGACUGCUGCAUUU
Molecule: messenger RNA, 1782 nt
Organism: Lolium rigidum
Lineage: Eukaryota; Viridiplantae; Streptophyta; Magnoliopsida; Poales; Poaceae
Product: eukaryotic initiation factor 4A-like
Exons: 5
Coding region: 198-1640 (480 amino acids)
Biological process (GO): cytoplasmic translational initiation
Cellular component (GO): cytoplasmic stress granule
Molecular function (GO): ATP binding; translation initiation factor activity
Source: RefSeq, a predicted model, not a curated record